This is a messenger RNA of Malus domestica (apple), 986 nucleotides long. RefSeq names its product ethylene-responsive transcription factor TINY-like. Gene Ontology annotation, molecular function: DNA-binding transcription factor activity; DNA binding. NCBI's taxonomy places the organism in Eukaryota, Viridiplantae, Streptophyta, Magnoliopsida, Rosales, Rosaceae. The record is from RefSeq and is marked provisional. Gene Ontology annotation, biological process: regulation of DNA-templated transcription.
AUUUUAUUUACUCCAGAAUUAUCAGCUGGGUAGGUCUCAAUUUGUCAGCAAUGGCCCGAGAACCAAACAUUUCAGAAGCUGAAAGCACCAGCAACUCAUCGUCAUGUUCGUCUGGAUUGUUGCAGACUCGCCCGAAUUCAACCGCCAACACACUCAACACCAAAACCAAGAAGCCCAGCCGAGAGCAGCAGCAAGUAGUACUCAAAAGAAAGAGAGAUGAUGACAGCAACAACAACAGCAGCAAACACCCAGUUUACAGAGGAGUUCGUAAGCGCAACUGGGGAAAAUGGGUGUCGGAAAUUCGCGAGCCGCGCAAGAAAUCAAGAAUCUGGCUGGGCACAUUCUCAACGCCUGAGAUGGCGGCCCGUGCGCAUGACGUGGCCGCCCUCAGCAUUAAGGGCAACUCGGCCAUUCUGAACUUUCCAGAACUGACCGAGUUGUUGCCACGGCCAGCGUCCCUUACACCUCAAGAUAUCCAGGCUGCCGCGACUAAAGCAGCAGCCAUGGUUAAUUUAAAUUCUACAACAUCAUCAUCGUUAUCAUCGUCGUCGUCCUCAUCUUCCGUCUUGUUGUCCCAGUCCAAGGGUUCGGACUCUGAGGAGCUAGGGGAGAUUGUGGAGUUACCCAAUAUCGAGGGCAGUUUCGACUCGCCCGAGUCGAGGAACGAGUUCAUACUGGUGAAUGACUCAUUGGAUGGGUGGGUGUAUCCAUCAUUGGGGCUCGAGGGAGUUGAGUUAAACUUGUGGGGAUUUUUCUCAUCAGAUAGUAGCAGCUGAGAGAACUUAAUACUCCCAGAAACUCGGAGGGUCUAGUAAUGUGGGUUGUUCGAAUGACUCAAUCGGUGUGCAUAGCUUUUCUUAGUUCUUCAUCUACAAGAUUGCUGGUUUUAUAUGGUCUAUAUAAUUCAUUGUGCAAGUUGUUUGGCUACUUGUGCUAACUCGCUGGUCACAACUGUCAUUGUAAUAUAAUUCAUACCCUAUAUAUAU